GUAGCAGACAUCAGACAAAUUUAAAAUUAUUAAUGAAUAGAGUAAGUAAUUAAUAAAAUAAAAUUUCGAAGAAAUUUUUAAAUUAAUAAGUUCAUUUUUUAUAAUUUUAGAUUUUGUCUGAUGUCUACCACAUUCACACUCGUAAAAGUAUAGAUAUAAGUAUAUAUAUAAAGAACCCUUUUUGGGACACCCGCUUUGAAUAUAGAUCAGAAGAAAGCCGUCAAUAGACAGCGCUGUAAUAGUUUUUUUUGUAUAGCAACCAUCCGAAAACAUAAACAAACAUGUCAAGUACAACAAAAACAACCUAACUAAAUUAAUAUAUUUUUAUUUUAUCUGAUACCAAACAAAUAGAUCGACAAUAUCUAUAAUUAUACAUGUAUAUAUAAUAUGAGCUCAUUUACUUCUCCAACAUUGCAUCAUUUUUAUGUUACCAACGAUUGAACCAAUGACAGGAUAGCGUAUUAAGUCAUGGCAGAUGAUCCCAAUAGAGAUUAUUUGCCAAGAGAUAAUUCUUACUUAGAAAGCUACCGAUCUAUUAAUGCAUUACACAUAGAUCCCCGGGAGCGUUUGGUGAUCAGCAAAUUGAAUCGCGAUAUUUUGGAAGACAAGUAUCUGAGACUGAUCGAAGAGUACCAAGAGUUGAAAAAAUUAUGCAACUCUCACGAAGACAAAAUAAAACGUUUAACUACGAAACUUAUGCGAAUAUCAGCCUCGCCCUCAAGACCUUACACUGCUUCGACAAUAAAUAUCAAUAAUGACAAAGACCGGAUCGCGAGUUUGACGCUAGAAAUUAAUAAGCUCAAAGAAAAGAUACACGUUUACAGAACCCAAUUAUUAAGUCACGGUAUUCUGCGAAGAUCAUGUUCGCAAAUUAGACGGGUGCCAAAUUGCAGUUCGGGUACCACAACAUUUCGAAGCGAAGGCAGACCUAUUAAAUUGGUUCAGUGUCAAAAUUUUGUUGGUGAUAGAGAAGAAAAUGUUGAUAAUCAAAAUGAAAUUAGGAUUGAGGAAUUGGAAGUACAAAAAAAAACUUUAAUAAAUCGUAUUAAAGAAUUAGAAAAUAAAUUAUCGGUUGCCAAAAAUGAAAACCAGAAAGACAAAGUUACUGAGAAUGUCGAGUACAUAAGAGUGUGGCGGCAAAUGAAACUUCAGCAGGAAAAAUUAGUGGAAUAUGAAUCAAAAAAUAAAUUGUUGGUCGAUCAGGUCGAAGAACUGAAGAGUAAAAUAUGCGAUGCUAAAAAAAGCUGUGGACGCGUGACCACGACCUUUGUGGAUAAAAAGUUGAUGAGUCAGUUAGAGGAACAGAUAACGCGGUCCCAAAAUUAUCAGUCAGCUCUGCGGGAAAAGGAGGAGCAGAUCCGCGACUUCACUAGUGAAAUUAAAAUCCUACAGCAGCACAACAACGAGCUGAUUGAGAUAAGCACCAAGUACAGCCAAGUAGAAGUAGAGAAUAUUGAGCUCAAGAAACAGUUAGCAGAUAUGAUGACCGAUAAUCAUAAUUUGAAGUGUGUCUGCAGUCAUGAGCAGGCUAAUAUUGAGGCACUCAAGGCUGCUAAUGCUCAGUUGAUUGAUAAAUUGCAGGAAAUGCAACGUAGUAUGGAUGUACUGAUUAUUCAAUCAAAGUCACCUAAAAGUCAUAAAGAAAAAAUAGAUAAAUCAUAUAAAUGCUGCGAAGGAUGUAAUUGUAGAAAUACUGGCGAUCGUCAGAGUGACGUUGAUUCAAAUAAAGAUAAAAACGACGAGUACAAAUCACCAAGAAAACCGUCAAUUAAAAAUAUCACUUAUGUCGAGUGUGGAAGCCAAACAGAUUUAUUUGACCGAAGUGAUUUUAUUCAAGUUAAGAAUUUUUGCCGUGAAAAAAAUAAAUGUGACAAUGAUGGUGACGAUGAUGUUAAAAAAAAAAAUGAAAAAUGUGGUAAUUUAUCAGCAGAAACAAUGCUCAAGUUACUUGAUGAUGCGCAAAUAAACACACCUCUAGAUGCACAGAAUGUGGCCAAAAUAAGAUCUUUAGAGGGAUUGAGCCCUAGACAUUAUGGCGAAUCGGGUAAUAGACAGAGGCAAGUAAUUGCUCUUGAAACUUUAUUAUUCGGCGACAAAGAUGUUUAUUAAUUAGCAUACUUAUUAGACAUAAAUGUGUUCAAAUAUAUAUUAAAAUUUAUUUACCAGUCACUUUUUUAGAAUUUAAGAUUUUAAAUUUUUAGAUAAAUUUUUAUGAGCAAGCAAUUAAUUUAAGGA
Microplitis demolitor is the source of this 2235-nucleotide messenger RNA. RefSeq names its product protein fantom. Gene Ontology annotation, biological process: non-motile cilium assembly. Gene Ontology annotation, cellular component: ciliary transition zone. NCBI's taxonomy places the organism in Eukaryota, Metazoa, Arthropoda, Insecta, Hymenoptera, Braconidae. The transcript has 8 exons. Bases 469 to 2109 code for a protein of 546 amino acids. The record is from RefSeq and is a predicted model, not a curated record.